Molecule: messenger RNA, 300 nt
Organism: Penicillium canescens
Lineage: Eukaryota; Fungi; Ascomycota; Eurotiomycetes; Eurotiales; Aspergillaceae
Exons: 1
Coding region: 1-300 (99 amino acids)
Source: RefSeq, a predicted model, not a curated record
AUGGGCAGCAGAAUGAUUGAUAACUUCUGCACUAAUAUCGUGCUGAAUACCAAGGACGGAUUCCAUGAAGGCGAUACAGGCUGGGGAGAGAGUGACAUUGAGUGCACCGUAACUCUCAAGUUGGAUGGUGGCGAUGGCGAGCAGUCAAUGUCGAAGGAAGAAUGUGUUCAUUAUGUUGGCCAGAUUGCCAACGAUUGUGAUACCAACAGUGGGGAUAAGCAUGGGGGUGUAUUCCAUGUUGGAAACUGCAUAUCCUUCAACAUGACGAUGUAUGAUCCGUCUGUCGUGUUCGGGGGCUAG